Molecule: messenger RNA, 492 nt
Organism: Ostertagia ostertagi
Lineage: Eukaryota; Metazoa; Nematoda; Chromadorea; Rhabditida; Trichostrongylidae
Source: the annotation of a GenBank genome assembly
AUGGAGCUGGCCACGGAUUUUCUUGUUCAUGCCCACGGCAACAUCACUAAAUCACUGAAGUUGGUGGACCCAGUGGUACUGACAUCAGCAACGAUGCUGUCCACGUACGCAUUAGUGCAGUUAUGGAAUAUGCACAGAGAUGACAUAGGGAUCAAACGGCGAAUACUUACUCGAUUCUUCUCCCUUGUCAAACGAAUCCCAUGGGUGAAAGCAAGAAUAGAGCUGGAGAUCAGUAAAGUAAAAGAGUCGCUCCACCACACAAUUCACGAACACGAUGGCGUCCUACCGUUUCUCAGCCAAAUUCCUACGAACUCCACUGAUGCCAACGAGUUGAUCAAACUGAUUGAGGAAUACAGUAAAUUAGAAGGUCCUCGAUAUCUUGAAGGAAGAGUUUCGGGUGCAGUGUUCAAUGACGAAAAAGACAUGGACGAAAUGCGAGUUUACGUCGAGGUAACCCGUCAGUACUUGCUAAUUAUGUAUAAUAAAUACUAA